This is a messenger RNA of Polyodon spathula (Mississippi paddlefish), 1064 nucleotides long. RefSeq names its product DNA-binding protein inhibitor ID-4-like. Gene Ontology annotation, biological process: negative regulation of transcription by RNA polymerase II; cell differentiation; circadian regulation of gene expression. The record is from RefSeq and is a predicted model, not a curated record. Gene Ontology annotation, molecular function: transcription regulator activity; protein dimerization activity. Gene Ontology annotation, cellular component: nucleus; cytoplasm. Bases 169 to 570 code for a protein of 133 amino acids. NCBI's taxonomy places the organism in Eukaryota, Metazoa, Chordata, Actinopteri, Acipenseriformes, Polyodontidae. The transcript is spliced from 3 exons.
CACUUAACGCUGUAGUGAAUACAGCUGUGAAAUGCAGUAGAGAGUAAAGGUAUACAACAACUGAAAAGAGAAUUGCUUUUAGAUCAAAUUCGUGCUGGUUUAUUUUAACCCGGUGACACUACUUAAUACAGGAACAUAAUUUUCUUUGAGUAUAUAAAAAAAAAAAAAAUGAAGGCUGUUGUUAGUCCUGGUUGCCCGCAGAAGGAUUCUUCGAACUGCAGUGAGCUUGCCUUGCGGUGUUUAUCGGAGCACAGCUUGAGCAUCGCCCGGUGUAAGAUGGAAGAAGACUCCUUCUGCCUGCAAUAUGACAUGAAUGACUGCUACAGCAGAUUGAAGCGGCUCGUGCCAACCAUUCCGCGGGAUAAGAACGUGAGCAGAGUAGAAAUCCUGCAGCAUGUGAUAGACUAUAUAUUGGAUUUGCAGUUUGCUCUGGAAGCGCAUCCAGUUCUGUUGAGUCAACAACAUGGGAACUGUCCGUCUGCCAACCGCAGGGCACCACUGUCCCCUCUGAACACCGACCAGGCAAGCUCCAUAAUAAAAAACCAAGAAGACAGCAUUUUGUGUCGUUGAGAGUUAUAAUGGUGUGCAGAAAGCAGAUCCAAGGCCAGAAAAUGCUGGAGGGAAACUUAAGACCAAAUCAGAGGGAAGGAAUGCAUCAGACAUGAAAAAGGGGGAAACCAACAUCCAAAAUUAAUAUCAUUUUACAGAUUUAUAGCAUGUAUUAUGGCAUGCCAUCUGCAAAAGAAAGACUUACAAUGAUUGAACUAUUUUCUAACACCAACAGAAGACAAAAAUCCUGCUUUAGAAUUUUAGUGAUUUUUGUUUUCUAUUCUACUAAAGAUACAAUUUUAAAGCUUUACUAACUUAUGGAAGAAUUGUAAAUGUUUUUACAUCUAUUGUUUAAAAUAGAUGAUUGUGGGACCAGGGAAAUGCUUAUUUUCCCUGUAAUAAAUUGUUAAAUAUUGUAUAGAAGGAUAAUGAUUUACGACCCCUAAUAUUGUGUAUAUAGAGAGAUGUUCUAUAAGUGUAAUGUGGAAAAAUAUCUGUAUGCUAAAAUAGACUAC